This is a messenger RNA of Pteronotus mesoamericanus, 3312 nucleotides long. RefSeq names its product probable transmembrane reductase CYB561D1. The record is from RefSeq and is a predicted model, not a curated record. The coding region runs from base 33 to 722 and encodes 229 amino acids. Gene Ontology annotation, molecular function: transmembrane monodehydroascorbate reductase activity; heme binding. The transcript is spliced from 3 exons. NCBI's taxonomy places the organism in Eukaryota, Metazoa, Chordata, Mammalia, Chiroptera, Mormoopidae.
CAGCCGGGCGAGCGCGCCGGCCCCGUCCGGCCAUGCAGACCCUGGAGGUAGGUCUGGUUCCCGCUCCAGCGAGGGAGCCGAGACUGACCCGCUGGCUGCGGAGAGGCAGUGUUAUCUUGGCGCACCUGGUAGCUUUGGGCUUCACCAUCUUUCUGACUUUGCUGUCCCGGCCGGGAACCAGUCUUUUCUCCUGGCACCCUGUAUUCAUGGCCUUGGCGUUCUGCGUGUGCAUGGCAGAGGCCAUCCUGCUCUUCUCGCCUGAGCACUCCCUGUUCUUCUUCUGCUCCCGAAAGGCCCGGAUCGGACUCCACUGGGUGGGGCAGACCCUAGCCAUCCUCUGUGCCGCCCUGGGCCUGGGCUUCAUCAUCGCCAGCAAGACCCGCAGCGAGCUGCCCCACCUGGUGUCCUGGCACAGCUGGGUGGGGGUGCUGACGCUGCUGGCCACGGGGGGCCAGGCACUGUAUGGGCUGUGCCUCCUCUUUCCCCGGGCAGCCAGGGUCUCCAGGGUGGCCCGCCUCAAGCUCUACCACCUGACUUGUGGGCUGGUGGUCUACCUGAUGGCCACGGUCACGGUGCUCCUGGGCAUGUCCUCGGUGUGGUUCCAGGCCCAGAUCGAAGGUGCAGCCUGGUGCCUGUGCCUGGCGCUGCCCCUCUACCCGGCUCUGGUGAUCAUGCACCAGAUCUCCAGCUCCUACCUGCCAAGGAAGAAAACGGAAAUGUGAGUCCCUCCGAACUCUGAAUCUAGUUGGUACACUUGCCUUGGACAUCAGUGGUUCCUUUGGUGACUUUCAAGGGCUCCACUUCCGAAGCGGUAGGGUUUUUACGCUUGGCUGGGCCGCGGGGGUGCGGAAACCCACGGCCGACAGCCGACUCCGUGGACCGAAAUGGGGAAAUUGACUGAGUGCGGUGGGGAGCUUGGCCCCGAAGCCUCCACUCUGGAUGGGGACAGCAGGGUAGGGUGCCGCUGGUGCUGGUGGUGCGGUCGUUUCUUGUUGCUUGCCUGAUGGAGAGUGGGUUCCUGUCCCUCGUGAACGGCAGCUGCGGCUUUUGGGUCACUUUUGAGAAAGCAGUGUGGUGUAGCAGACAGCGCCCCUGCAUCUUGAUUGUGGGUUUUGGUCCUUGUAAGUGCUAUUCUGUGACCUUAGGCAGGUCACAUGCCUUAGGACCUCAGUUCCUUCAUCUGUGUAGUGAGCGUUUCCCAAUGAGCUCUAACGUUCAGUGUGUCAGGUUGGCCUCACAGGACACCCUUCCAGCUCCGGACUGUGGGCUGGGCCGCUCCGAAGACUCGGGAAGUAAUUCUUACAUUCACUAGCCCCUUACCCCUCCGGCCUGUCAGAAACCUGUGUUGAUUUGGCCCCGGACCAGGGCACAAGGAGCCAGGCACUGUGGACACUAAGGGAAGGGGCCCGGGUGAGGGUCCCUGAGCUGAGACAGUGAAGGCACUGAAAUCACUUUAAAGCUUUGGGCGAGCAGAAGGGCACCGGCUACCCAAGGCUCGGCUCCUGGCCGGGCUGCUGGGCCCAGCCAGGGUCUUCCCCGACCCGGCUCCAUUUCCCCGACAUCCCCCCUCGGUGGCAGAGUUGUCCAGGGCAAGUGCGCAUUUUGCCUUCCUGGGCUCAGGUGCUUAGCACACAGCUUCGUGGAGCCGUCCCGGAGCUCCUAGAACAAAACAAGAGCCCAGGAAGCGAGCAGGGCUCUUCUGAUCCAGGGAAGAUCCCCCUUCCUUGUCGCCUAAGCUUUCCUCUCUGUUGUCUCUGGCCUUGCUCUGGCACAGCAGGGGGCUGAGUUAGGUGCCAGCUGGGAAACGUGGGCUGGGCCCUCUUCCCUGCAGAGACCCCCCGCGCCCCAACCUUGUUCCACACUGAAAGCAGUUUCCCAGACGGCCCUCAGCGGCGAGGCCCAGCUGCCAGGAGGGCUCACUGAUCCAGCUCAGUUGGAGGGAUGGGACCUCCGUUGAUCAUGGCAAGGACGGAAGGUGGCCGAACCAGGAGAGCUGGUGAGGAGGGAGCACCAGGGGCUGGAGUGCCAGGUCCCAGGACCAGCAGGGGGAGUGCCUAGGUGGCGGCGUUUUGGAUGUCCCGGGUCCUUGGAAGAUUCAAGACCUCUUCUCUGGGUGGCUCCGAUGCAAGGAGUUGGUAUGAUUCCACAGUACAGGCCGGGGACUGCAGAUGCAGAGGCGUCCCCUGCAUGGACUCACUGGGCUCCCCUUGGGUCAGAUGGCAUCUCCCAGGAGCUCUUUAGACCCUAAGCAUGGGAAGGGGCCCUGCUGUGCAGAUGGCGAUUGGCUCUUUAAUUGUCCUCUCUCCCCUCUUACUGACCAGUGUGGUCUGAACUUGGGGGAGAGGGUUACUGGGGCUGCCUGGAGCAGAGUCUCACCUGGGAGCCCUCUGAUCAGGGAUCCCAUCUUCUCUCCGCCAGGCACAGCCAGUGCGGGGAGCCUUACCCUGUCUGCAGCCGGGAGAGCAGGCCGGGUAAGGCCCCCGCUGGCUCCGGGCGCCGCGCCUGCCUGAGGUAUUGCCUCCUCCCAGGUGGUUCGAGGCUGGUGGGCGGCGGGCAGGCGGGCUGACAGCCAGCAGUUUGCGUGGGCUGUGCCAGCUGAUGUCUAUUCCCAGCCCUGGGAGAAAGGGGGGGGGGUCAUUUACAUUCUGCAGGAGGAAGGGGCCCAGCUGUCCCCUCUCUGACCAGGGCGCCAGGAGGGCCGGGGCCGGGGCAGAGGGCAGAGGGGGCCACAGGCGUUCUCUUUAGCCAGCCUGACUGCAGUGUGGGGAGCAGGCCGACAGGAGGAGCCCGUCUUCCUUGCAGGCCAGACUAGGGGGGACUGCCCUCCCCUCCCCUCUGCACUUCUCCCUCCUGCACCACCUGCCCUCACGUCCUGGGGCAGCAGCUGGCCAGCCGUCAGCCCUGGUGCCAGGCCCCAUCCUCCAGCUGGGAUCGCAGGGGCUGCCGGCUGCGUGUGCCCCUCCCCACGUGCUACCCACCCCGUACUUCCCCAUCUGGGGUGUUAGUUGGGCGCCUCAGGGGUGAGGCAGGGGCCUGGGAAAGAAGCAAAUGGCUGCCCUUUUGCCCUUGUCCCCUAAGGAAAGCUGCUGGUAGUCAGCCUGUUUUGCCUUUUUUAAAAAAAGCCAGGGUGCUCCAAUUAAAAAAAAAAAAAUGCAUGUCAUUUGCACAAAUUUGCAUAUCAGGCUCACUAAGUCCUGGUUCCAAAUAUGAUUAUAUUCACACUCAACGUUGAGGACAUUAGAAAUAGCGAAGGUUUCUGUAUCCAGAUCCAGAUGGUAAUAGGAUUACCCUUCUGGGUUCAGAUGCACCCCC